UUAUGAAAUUGGAUCUAUUAGACAGGUUAGGGUUUUCUCGUAGCAUAAUCAAACCUCUCUCAUUUGCCACCACCACUAGCAGCAGCGACUGAAGAAGAAGCAGUGCUCAUCAACCAUGGCGGAGCAGACCGAGAAGGCUUUCCUGAAGCAACCGAAAGUGUUUUUAAGCUCGAAGAAAUCUGGGAAAGGGAAGAGACCGGGAAAGGGAGGGAACCGCUACUGGAAGAGCAUCGGUUUGGGCUUCAAGACUCCCCGUGAAGCCAUUGAAGGAGCCUACAUCGACAAGAAAUGUCCAUUCACCGGCACCGUUUCCAUCAGGGGUCGUAUCCUAGCCGGUACUUGCCACAGUGCCAAGAUGGUAAGCACCAUCAUCGUUCGACGGAAUUACCUUCAUUUUAUCAAGAAAUACCAAAGGUAUGAGAAGAGACAUUCAAACAUACCUGCACAUAUUUCCCCAUGCUUCCGUGUCAAGGAAGGGGAUCACGUCAUUAUCGGGCAAUGCAGGCCGUUGUCAAAGACCGUGAGGUUCAAUGUUCUGAAAGUGAUUCCUGCUGGAUCUUCUGGUGGAGGAAAGAAAGCUUUCACCGGAAUGUAAGGUGUAAGUGUUUUCACGCCGUAGUCCGAGGUUGUAUGAACAUAUUGAUAAGACAUCAAAAUUCCCGAACUGAACCUUCGACUGCUAGAUUUUUUUGUUUCGGUUUUCGUAUGCACUAUUUUUACUGUUCGGAUCUUGUCAAAUUACAAAAGACUGGAAUUUUGGACAUAUCCCAUGUACUUCAAGUGCAGAAGGUACUUCAAUGUUUGAACU
Molecule: messenger RNA, 808 nt
Organism: Hibiscus syriacus
Lineage: Eukaryota; Viridiplantae; Streptophyta; Magnoliopsida; Malvales; Malvaceae
Product: 40S ribosomal protein S11-like
Exons: 6
Coding region: 116-595 (159 amino acids)
Biological process (GO): translation
Cellular component (GO): ribosome; cytosolic small ribosomal subunit
Molecular function (GO): structural constituent of ribosome
Source: RefSeq, a predicted model, not a curated record